Molecule: messenger RNA, 1703 nt
Organism: Cladocopium goreaui
Lineage: Eukaryota; Dinophyceae; Suessiales; Symbiodiniaceae
Source: the annotation of a GenBank genome assembly
AUGUUGGACAAGUUCUGGAUGGGCCGUUUGCUUAUUCCUCUGGAAGAAGGGGAUUCCAAAAGUAACCUCGCUAGCGAAGAAUCCAAGAAGAUCAAGCUCCUUAUUGGAGCGCUUCGUGGGCUGUGGCGCUCUAGCUUUCUGGUCAAAGCUGCCGAGCUUGAAGAAUCUGGGGAAGGUGAAGGUUCAGACUCGGACCAAGCGCCGGCGGUUGCUGAGGGGGAUCAACAGGGAGAAAGUGAGGAAGGGGCAGGGGGCGAGAUAGAUUCUAAUGGUAGUGGUGAUGAUGAAGUUCACUGCGAUGAGAUGAGUGAUGGUGAAUCCACGUCUGAUGAGCAUGUCAAGGGCGCUGGUGACAGUGAUGACAGCGAUCAUGAUGAUGAGGGUGAAUCUGCUUGUGGUGAACUUCAACAUUCACCAGCUGAGUCAGAUGCAUCUACGCUUGUCCUCCCAGGCCGCGGGGAUGAUGAUGAAGCGGGGGUGCCAGUUCCAGGGUUGUCACAGGGUCCAGGUGAUGGUUGUGAUUCAGACUGUUCAGAGAAAUCAGCAGUGGUUCAUACCCCAGAGUGCUCACAGCCACCUAUGGAAGACCGUUUCAACACACCUCAUGGAGAUCAUCCGAAACAUUUCACCGAUGCGGAGUUGACCGAGAUGUGCAUUUCCCUACUGCAAUAUAUUGGCCAAACCCACCCGGACAUUGCCAAGCAAGAUGCUGUGGUUGCUUACAUGCAACAUGCCGAAUGGGCAUUUCAAAGGUUCGGCUUGGCUGCAAGUGGCUGGCUUGCUACCAGGGAGCAUUGGAAUGCUUGGUUUGCUCUCCACAAAGCAGGUGGUCGCAAGAAGGUCCUUUCAGUUGAAGAGCACAUGGAGCUGACAGCUCAGCACCCUUACGGGAACGCUGCCCGAAAGGCCAUGGAUCAAAGGCAAGCGGCAUCUGCCAAAGCUUCCAAGGCCAGCAUCAAUGAGAAUCCACUACGCGCAGUGCUGAAAGAUGGGCUUGAGACAAGAGACGCAGGGGUUUACAAGGGCGAAGUUGCUAAGAUUCCCAAGCUCAGUCGCAAGUCAUCUUCGGUAGAUCUCAUGGCUGAAGCAGUGCAAUCAAAACUGGCAGUGCCAUCCAUUGGGCUCCAAACAGCUAAAGGCAUGAAGCGUUUCAAGGAGGAACGCGCUGCUGCUGCCGCUGGCAAUCAUGGUGAUGGCGGUGAUCCCAAACACCCUCCAAAGAAACCCAAGACUUCCAAGUCAUCUACCAAGGGCAAAGCAGAAGGAACCACUGAAUCGAGUACACCUGGUAUGUUCCACACUUAUGACUUACGCAAGCUUGGAAUCCCAGAAAUUGCCUGGCCCCAAGCCUCACGGGUGCAUUUGGGCAAACAUGGAUACACCGUGGUGUCUAACUCAGCAGCGAUCGAGGUCUUGUGCAAGACCCAUGCGUACGUCGUGAAGCGCGUGGCUCCUGGUGGUGGUGACAAGUGCCGGCCAGGACAGGUGAGUUGGAAGAAGUGCGGGGGGGCUUCCAAGGCAUGGGAGAUCGCAGCAGAGCUUGCCAACUGGCACUAGCCUCUCCAACAAUGUGGAUUUAGAGUUGGUUGCACUCUGCACCUUAUGUGUUAGAGUCUUUUGGGUUCUCAACACUUCACAAACGAAGUGCGGGUCUAGGAUGGGUGCGUCGUCAGGAUAGAACAGCUGGGGACCCACUAUGAACG